AAAAGGUAAGAAACAUGAAACGAAACCCGUCGUCGAUAUUUGAUGAGAAAGAACUCAAAUAAGAGACUCAGCUGCGAGUUUGUCGGACCCUUUGUUAGCUACAAAGACACCCCAACACAGAAGCAGAACAGGAAGACAGUAGAGAUAGAUAGUGGUCAUCUUUCAGUCUGAAUUGGUUGGUUGAUCGGUCUAAAGGGAUCCAAUGGCUGAGGAGCGAAUAAAUUUUGAAGAGGAGGAAUACGGAGGUGCUCAGAAGCUCCAGUAUCAGGGAAGUGGAGCCAUUCCUGCUCUUGCAGAUGAAGAACCGAUGGUGGAAGAUGAUGAGUACGACGAUCUCUAUGAUGAUGUUAAUGUUGGAGAGGGAUUCCUGCAAAUGCAUCGAUCUGAGGCACCAGCCCCUGCUGGUGGUGUUGGGAAUGGUGGACUCCAGCCUCAGAAAACUGAUGCUCCCCAACAAAGAGUUCAAGCUGGUGCUUCUCAGGGAAUGAAUAUUCCGGGGAUUUCAGUUGGAGGAAACUAUAAUACUGUUCCUGAACAGAAGGUUCAGCCACCAGUGGCUAAUGUGCCUGAAACUCAAGUCAGGCAUAUGGGGUUGCCCUCAAAUGUUGGUGCUCAUUCUUUGGAAGCUACUGCAAAAUUUGCUAAUGAGCCUCUUCCAUCAAUGAACUCUGGCACUACUGGUCCUUCAGCUGUUACACAGGUGCCUGCUAAUCAAAUGAAUAUGACAGUCAAUCUUAAUCGUCCAAUGGUUAAUGAAAACCAAAUCCAUCCUCCAAUGGAAAAUGGUCCAACCACACUGUUUGUGGGUGACUUGCAUUGGUGGACAACUGAUGCUGAACUUGAAAGCGUUUUAUCUCAGUUUGGAAGGGUGAAGGAAAUUAAGUUUUUUGAUGAAAGAGCCAGUGGUAAAUCCAAAGGUUACUGUCAGGUAGAUUUUUAUGAUCCAGCAGCUGCCAGUGCAUGCAAAGAGGGAAUGGAUGGUUAUGUUUUCAAUGGGAGAGCUUGUGUUGUAGCGUUUGCUUCUUCACAAACUUUGAAGCAGAUGGGCGCUAAUUACGUUAAUAAAUCCCAAGGGCAGGUUCAGACUCAGCCUCAAGGGAGAAGGCCCAUGAAUGAUGGUUCUGGGAGAGGGGGAAAUGUGAAUUUUCAAGGUGGAGACACCGGGAGAAAUUUCGGGAGGGGUAAUUGGGGACGAGGUGGACAGGGAGUACCCAACAGAGGUCCUGGUGGACCAGGCCGGGGAAGAGCAGGGGCCAUGGGUGCAAGGAACAUGGUUGGAAACAAUGCUGGGGUUGGAACUGGUGCUAACGGAGGAGGCUAUGGACAGGGCCUAACAGGUCCUGGUUUUGGUGGUCCUGUGGGAGGUAUGAUGAAUGCACCUGGUAUGAUGGGUCCUGGGUUUGAUCCAACAUAUAUGGGUCGAGGAGGUGGUUACGGAGGAUUCCCUGGUCCUGGUUAUCCUGGAAUGCUUCCUCAAUUUCCUGGUGCUAAUCCAAUGGGAUUUGCUGGGGUUGCUCCUCAUGUAAACCCAGCAUUCUUUGGGAGGGGAAUGGCAACAAAUGGCAUGGGAAUGAUGGGUUCUUCUGGAAUGGAAGGGCAUCAUGCUUCUAUGUGGAAUGAUCCAAGUAUGGCUGGGUGGGGAGGAGAAGAACAGGAUCGAAGAACAAGGGAGUCAAGUUAUGGGGGUGAUGAUGGUGGUUCUGAGUAUGGGAACUAUGUUGAGGCAAGCCAUGAGAAAUCAGCCAAGCCAAGUGCUGUCUCAAGGGACAGAGAACGAGAUUCUGAGCGCGAGUGGACUGGAUCCUCUGAGAGGAGGCAUCGUGAUGAGAGGGAGCAAGACUUGGACAGGUCUGAGAGGGAGCACAGGGAGCCUAGGUACAAAGAAGAAAAAGAUAGUUACAGAGACCAUCGUCGAAGAGAGCGAGAUGUGGGCUAUGAUGAUGACUGGAACCGAGGGCAAUCUUCUUCAAGACCUCGCAGCAGGUCCAAAGCAGUGCCGGAAGAUGAUCAUCGUUCUCGGUCAAGGGAUGUGGAUUAUGGGAAGAGGAGAAGAUUGCCAUCUGAGUGACACGAGUAAUGAUUUUUGUUUAUUUGGCGUCUUUUAGACUUCAGAAAAUGGCUCCUCAACCAUAGUGGUAUCUUGCCUUUAAUAGCUACUGUGCUACUGCAUCUUCAUCUGUGGUGGCCCCAAGUCCUAACACUGCUUCUUGAUGGAGAAGUAAGUUCUACCAGUGUGCAUAGAAGGGAAUGAUCAGUUCCCCCUUUCUUUCAUUUCAUUUUCUACAGAACAUUUAGCUCUGUGAAUUAAUGUGUGCUAAAAAAAACAGUAACUUAUAGUAGCAUACCAGUGGAGAAUAGCUGUGGAGGUUUUGACACUUGAUCCUGCAGCUAUUUAUCUUCUUGGUUAAAUAACUAUGCUACAUAUUUCUUCUAGACAUUGUUUAAUUAGGUUUUGUGGUAUUUAGUGUGAAAGUUUCUUGUUUCUUUGUGGUAAUGGGAGUUUUCUAGUUUUAUUUAAUUUAAAAGAAUUGCCUAUUGCUUGA
This is a messenger RNA of Argentina anserina (silverweed cinquefoil), 2543 nucleotides long. RefSeq lists its product as uncharacterized. The transcript is spliced from 2 exons. Lineage: Eukaryota; Viridiplantae; Streptophyta; Magnoliopsida; Rosales; Rosaceae. Gene Ontology annotation, cellular component: mRNA cleavage and polyadenylation specificity factor complex. Gene Ontology annotation, biological process: mRNA alternative polyadenylation. Gene Ontology annotation, molecular function: mRNA binding. The coding region runs from base 203 to 2068 and encodes 621 amino acids. The record is from RefSeq and is a predicted model, not a curated record.